CGGCACAGUCUGGCGCUCUCCUGUCUCCUCAUCGCGCAGCUUUUCUAACCCUACUCCUCAAACCCUGAAGUGUCCGGACCAAAAACUGCAACAUUCCUGAGGACAACUUUCUAUACUGCUCAUGAACAUAUCAUUCCUACAGACCAGGAGAAACGUUUUGGAGAGCACCUGGACGCCGUGACUUCCUGGUUAUAUAACUUUCUUGCACUUGAACGACUCCUUUACAUUCCAAAGACUUUGGCCUCGGACCUACAUCGUUUUUUUUGUCUUUUCAAAUCAAAUAUUUUGUUCCUUAUCUUAUUAUUCUGAACAGACCAAACAAGCAGGAGGCAGUAGCUCAUUUUUGUUAUUUGCACAACCUAGAAAAAGUCCCAACAGCGUUUUCUUUACGAGUAGUCUUAAACUAAGUAACAAAUCAGUCAACAAUGGCGGGUUUGAACUCUCUGGAUGCUGUCAAGAGGAAGAUUCAGUGUUUGCAGCAGCAGGCCGACGACGCAGAGGACCGGGCUCAGGUCCUACAGAGAGAGCUGGACAGUGAACGGGAGAACCGAGAGAAAGCGGAGGGUGAUGUAGCAGCUUUGAACCGUAGGAUCCAGCUGGUGGAGGAGGAGUUGGACCGAGCCCAGGAGAGGCUGGCCACGGCACUGCAAAAACUAGAGGAGGCUGAGAAGGCGGCAGAUGAGAGCGAGAGAGGGAUGAAGGUGAUCGAGAACCGAGCGAUGAAGGACGAGGAGAAGAUGGAGAUUCAGGAGAUGCAGCUGAAGGAGGCUAAACACAUUGCUGAGGAGGCCGACCGUAAAUACGAGGAGGUGGCCCGUAAACUGGUGAUCCUGGAGGGAGAGCUGGAGAGAGCUGAGGAGAGGGCCGAGCUCUCAGAAUGUAAAGCCGGGGACCUGGAAGAGGAGCUGAAAAAUGUGACCAACAACCUGAAGUCCUUAGAAGCCCAGUCUGAGAAGUACUCAGAAAAAGAAGACAAGUACGAGGAGGAGAUCAAAGUUCUAACUGACAAACUGAAGGAGGCCGAAACCCGUGCAGAGUUUGCAGAGAGGACUGUGGCCAAACUGGAAAAGUCCAUUGACGACCUGGAAGAGAAACUAUCACAAGCCAAAGAGGAGAAUCUUGGCAUGCAUCAAGUCCUGGACCAGACCCUGCAGGAACUAAACAGCUUAUAAAUACACAGAGAGGAAGCUGGAGAGGAUGAGAUCGUCAUGUAAUUUUUCUUUAAUGUUCGACUCCAUUCCACAUUUCAAGCUGUAAAAUCUUUAUUCCCCGUGUGAAGGGGGAUUAACUUAAUGCUUGUCCCUAGUUGUUUUUGUUCCAAAGGCACACCUUUUGUUUCUUUUCUUUUUUUUAAAGAUGGGAAGUAAGUUUGCCCCCAUUUUUCUUUUUUUAUUUCCACCUCUGAUUGCAGAAUCCCCCUCAGAAAUGAUUUUCGACCACUUAAUUUUAAAGAACUGGCAACUGAAACACCUUAAGAAACCUCAGAUUUGGUCACUGAACCACUUAAACUUGCUCCAUUUUACAUUUGAUGUGCACAUACAUUAAGCCUGUGUCUAUUUUAAUACAAACGCUACAGAUGGAGUUGGGUUUUUCUCAGUCUAUAUUGGUAUGGCUCUGAAGUGCCACCCAGUGGUGAUACAAAGUUAGUCAACAGUCUUGUUUUUCUGAUCAUGCUGUACCACCUAGAAGCUACAAGACAAUAGACAUUUGGCUUAUGUGUGCUUGUCUUUAGCAGAAUCCUCCCAAAUCUGUUAAACAGCACACAUGGUCAGAUGGACAGGUGGCCUUAUGGAAAGGUGUCCUUGAUAAAUAAACAGGUCAACACACAUGCUGCUCAGUCACUCUAGGUGUCCAGCCUCUUUUGCCAAUCCCCAAUUAUUCUAAGGCCUACAUGUCAAAGACGCACAUUAAUGCAUUUGUGUGCAUCAAAGUUUUUUUUCUUUAUUUUAAUGUGGGGAUCUGUGCUGAAGCUGAGAGCUGUGCAUGUACAGUAUAUAGCAGUGACAUGUAUUUCUAAGCUGUACUGCCUUUCCCUAAGCUUGACCUGACCGUUGACACAUUCUUCAUAAUUGCCAUGCCAUAAUAUUGCCAAUAUUUACUAGAUUUACAAUACAUUGUUUUACAUAAGUGAGCUGAACCCCAAACCACUGGAAGCUCAAGUCGACUUAUAUCAACCAUGGAAACCUAUUGUAUAUAGUAGAAUAAUGUUAGGUAUUUGAGAAAUUGUAUUGCUUUGAUUAUUUUUGGAUCUGUUUAAAUUACAUUACUUCAUUUCUUUGCUAGGGGAACUCGCAAGACCAAAGAACACAUAACAGACAAUUAAUGUUUUAUUUUUGUUUGUGGCGGUCAUCAUGGUUUCAUCUCACGCCAGGGCCAUGGAAAGGGACUCCCACAUGCCUGAGACAUUUUAUAAUAUUUCAUUUAACAACUCCCUCUAUGUCAACCUAAUAAAUGUUUUACAGAAA
Molecule: messenger RNA, 2465 nt
Organism: Etheostoma cragini (Arkansas darter)
Lineage: Eukaryota; Metazoa; Chordata; Actinopteri; Perciformes; Percidae
Gene: tpm4a
Product: tropomyosin 4a
Exons: 8
Coding region: 426-1172 (248 amino acids)
Biological process (GO): actin filament organization; muscle contraction
Cellular component (GO): actin filament
Molecular function (GO): actin filament binding
Source: RefSeq, a predicted model, not a curated record